Brenthis ino (lesser marbled fritillary) is the source of this 1254-nucleotide messenger RNA. Lineage: Eukaryota; Metazoa; Arthropoda; Insecta; Lepidoptera; Nymphalidae. The record is from the annotation of a GenBank genome assembly.
AUGGGAGAAGAUAAAGUAGAUCGUCGACGUAGAUCGCGCUCAAGAGAAAGACGGCGUUCACGCUCUCGAUCAAGGGAGCGUCGUGAAAAAAGAAGAAGUAAAUCCAGAUCUCCAUCGAAAAGAUCACGUCGUCGUAAGCCUUCAUUAUAUUGGGAUGUCCCACCACCAGGGUUUGAACAUAUUACGCCGUUACAAUAUAAAGCCAUGCAAGCGGCCGGACAAAUUCCGGCUAACAUUGUGGCUGACACACCACAAGCCGCCGUACCUGUAGUCGGGUCAACGAUAACACGACAGGCACGCAGAUUAUAUGUGGGAAAUAUACCAUUUGGAGUCACCGAAGAGGAGACUAUGGAAUUCUUUAACCAACAAAUGCAUCUAUCUGGAUUAGCGCAAGCGGCCGGUAAUCCAGUUCUUGCAUGCCAGAUUAAUUUAGACAAAAAUUUUGCAUUCCUUGAGUUUAGGUCCAUUGAUGAAACAACACAAGCCAUGGCGUUUGACGGCAUAAACUUCAAAGGUCAAAGCUUAAAAAUACGACGACCGCAUGAUUAUCAACCAAUGCCAGGGACUGAAAAUCCAGCCAUUAAUGUACCAGCUGGUGUUAUCAGUACUGUAGUUCCAGAUUCACCUCAUAAAAUCUUUAUUGGAGGACUGCCUAACUAUUUAAAUGAGGACCAAGUUAAAGAACUGCUGAUGUCAUUCGGUCAGCUGCGAGCCUUCAACUUGGUGAAAGAUUCCUCCACAGGACUCAGCAAGGGCUAUGCCUUUGCUGAAUAUGUGGAUAUAUCGAUGACUGAUCAGGCGAUUGCCGGUCUAAAUGGUAUGCAGCUGGGCGACAAGAAGCUCAUUGUCCAGCGAGCCAGUAUUGGAGCCAAGAACUCUACUUUAGCGAUGACGGGUGCAGCGCCAGUGACGCUGCAGGUGGCGGGGCUGACUCUGGCGGGCGCGGGCCCCGCCACCGAGGUGCUGUGCCUGCUCAACAUGGUCACCCCCGACGAGCUACGCGACGAAGAGGAGUAUGAAGACAUACUCGAAGAUAUCAAAGAGGAAUGUAACAAAUAUGGUUGUGUACGCAGUAUAGAAAUUCCCAGACCUAUUGAAGGUGUCGAAGUGCCAGGAUGUGGAAAGGUAUUUGUGGAAUUCAAUAGCAUCGCCGAUUGCCAAAAGGCGCAACAGACAUUGACGGGACGCAAAUUCAGCAACCGCGUCGUCGUUACUUCAUACUUUGACCCCGACAAAUAUCAUCGCAGAGAAUUC